Messenger RNA from Dreissena polymorpha, 3657 nucleotides. Its product is annotated as E3 ubiquitin-protein ligase XIAP-like. The coding region runs from base 333 to 2522 and encodes 729 amino acids. Gene Ontology annotation, cellular component: spindle microtubule; nucleus; cytoplasm. Lineage: Eukaryota; Metazoa; Mollusca; Bivalvia; Myida; Dreissenidae. Gene Ontology annotation, biological process: regulation of cell cycle. The record is from RefSeq and is a predicted model, not a curated record. The transcript has 11 exons.
ACGAUAGUCGGAAAAUAUUGCGAUACACCACUUUACAAAUGUAUACAUAUGUUUUCAUGUUAAGCAUUGAUGGCGUAAAAUAGUACAGUAUCAAAGUCCGGUUGGAUUUAUAAGCUUUUUGUGCAAAGUCUGGAUAACGAAACAAAAGAAGGAUGUGUGUGUAUAAAAAAAACGUCCGAUUUAAUGUGUUCCGUGUAUUUAGUAAUGCGCGGUGAAAAUAUUUAGCAUUGGGAAUACUUUUUCGUCUGGAUUUUAAGUAACAUGGGGGAUCGGUUUACCUAAGAAGUGCAAGACUAUUUGGCAGCAUCACGGAAUAUGAAAGCCAACCGUAAAUGAUGUCUUCGACAAACUCAAAUUCUGCAGAACAACAUUCAGAAACGGAACCUGAAAACUGCGUUGUAUGCGCCAUUAAAUUGGGACCACAACUAAACAACACAGUUCAUAACAAAAAUACGCCAAGAGAAAGACGAAGAUACGCAAUUACUUUGUUGCGAACAAUCGCCAAUUUACAAGCAAAUAGUGAGUGGAGUGAGCUGAGAGUAUAUUGUCGUCACAGAUCUAUUUACCUUAUUGCGAAAGCUAAGUGGCAAGAACACUGGUUCAAGAAUGUCAAACGACUUCCAGCAACUUUCAUGGGAUAUAUAGACACAUCGGGCGAAUUGAAGAUCUGCGGAAAAUCUCGCGACAACUCUCAAGACAUACAAUCUGCGUUCGCCUCAUUGGAUUCUUUCAUUAAACCUGAAAAUGUGUUUUAUAUCAAAUAUGACGAUUUAAAUAAACCCAUUUCAGUGCCUGAUUGCAAAAGCAAAGCGUCUCCAGAAUAUUCAGACAACAUUUCAGUAUGUGAUUGCAAGGGCAAGGCGUUUCUGGAAUAUUCAGACACGAUUGCAUUGUCUGAUUGCAAAGGAAAAGUGUUUCUUGAUUAUUCAGACACAAAUUUUUUUGACUGUUUUAAGACACAUGCUGGAUCGACAUUGAAUGUCUGUCCAACCAACCCACCUGAACAUAAUGUGCCUGCUCAAGAAGCCGAGCAAAUUGAACAGGAAUCACAUUCAGUUCAGGCAGAGGACGAAUCCGAUACUUUAAGUUCGAUAGCCCCCUCAUCUAGCACAAGAGAUUUUCCCAGUGAGCAUCGUGAUUUGUCUAGUUCCAAUCACAGACAUUUGAUUCUUCAUCCAAAUAACCAUGCGUAUUUAAGCUUUGGCUAUAAUAAUGGUGAUGGAAACUUUCGAUUUGACGGUCAAGAGUCUUACAGACAGACAGUACGAAAUGCUGAUGGUGUGUCAAAUGGCGAAUUGUUACCGAAUUGUCAGCAUGAACACGAUGAUAUAACCCCUCAUAACGAUUCAUUUCGACAAGGAAAUAACACACUUCAGAAUCCUGAGCCAAAUUACCCGACAGCAAAGUAUCCCAACUUCAGACACGAAGAGGUUAGGAGACAAUCGUUCUCUACUUGGCCAAGGACGCGGCCGUCAGCUCACGACUUUGCACCGCGAGGGUUUUUCUAUACAGGGAUCGGUGACCUAGUUAGAUGUUUCUGCUGUGGGAUUGGACUGAAAGACUUUUCGGAUACUGAUAAUUCGCUUAUGGAACAUGCCAAACAUUCGAGAAAUUGUGCUUUUCUCUUAGAAUUGUUCGGUAGCCGAGAACAAUUACAAAGAUAUACGCAAAGUGUUGCAACUCAAGAACCCGAGGAGAUCAGACGUCAGCAAAGGCAGCAAUAUAACAAUCUGCAAGGUCUCAAUGUAAAUGGAUAUAGAGCUAGACACGAACGGCUCCGCUCUCUUCAAGCUCGCCUUGACACGUUCACAAACUGGCCUUCACACUUGGCCCAAAGACCUUAUCAACUUGCCGAAGCAGGACUGUAUUACACCGGAGUUGACGACCAUUGUCGUUGCUUCGCCUGUGAUGGUGGUUUGAGGAAAUGGGAACCAGGUGACGAUCCCUGGAUAGAACACUGUCGAUGGUUUCCGGCUUGUCCUCAUGCGAUUGCAACAAAAGGGCGCGAUUUUAUUGACCUUAUUCAACUUUCAGCUGAUCAAGCUGCCGACCAUAACGCGUCUGAACCGCAAGAAGAAAUUGCAAGUCCCAUGGCUCGAAUUUCGAUUGAGGAUUCUGUAGUACAGAGAAUUACGGAUCGAUAUGACACUAUGCUGAAUGGAAGCAUGGGCUUUUCUCACGAAGACAUCAAACAAGCAGUUCUUGAAAUCGUUCAGCAAGGCAGUACAUCCCCCAACGUUGAAGACAUCGUUACACAAAUUGAAAUCAUUACGGAGAGAAACGCAAACCUUCAGGAGUUCCGUACGUCCCAGAAUGUCGAACAGACCGAAGAUGGACUUCUUGAAGAAAAUAACCGCCUUAAAAGAAUUCUGGUGUGCAUCAUUUGCAAAACGAAUCAAGUGAACAUUCUUUUCCUACCAUGUACUCAUCAUAAAGUUUGUCUUGAAUGCUCGAGAGAUAUCCACAGCUGUCCGGUGUGUAAAAGGACUAUUAAAGACAAGAUCCGUACUUACAUGUUGUAAGACCCAAACGGUAGGAAUAUUUUCGAAUUAAUUGCAGAUCAAUUAAUAAGAAUGGAAUCAAAGGACGCAUUUUCGAGCAUGAUAAAUAACCUACUGAGUUAGUAAAAACGUGUCAAAAUGUGUGACAAUACUGGAUGUAUUACCACGUCUCGUUAUCGCCGUUGUUAUCCUCGAUGGGAAGUGCGUUUGAAGGAAUUGAUUGCAAAAUAAAAUUGCGGCUUUGUGACCAUAAAUUUAUCUGUAAACUCCUGCAGCUUGGGACCGAAAGUGCAGUUUGGAGCUCCAUGAAACGGAAUUAACUUUCAAAUGCAUUGACAUGUCAGACCUUUUGGCGAUUUCUGGCUUUCCAUAGAUGAAGCAUUUCGAGAUAUUAUAUUAUUACUAUUUUUAAUGUGCGGCUGAGGUAUAAUUUGCUCAGUAUAAGGCUCAGGAGAGAAAUCCCUGUAUUUGCUUGUGCGACAUCUAUGCUUGUUCAUCAGAUUGACAUGAAAUAUCCCAAAAAUAUCAACACGAUGGUGGUUCAUGGAUCUGUUUGUAUACACAAGGUGAUCACACUCCCAGAGUUAAAUAACAAUGGUGAUUAAACUUAACGAAAUUCAUCAGGUAUAAAAUGUUUGUACCAACCGGUCCUGACUACUUAAACUUUAUUCCUUCGUUAGAGGGAACGCUUCAGGUUGGUUGAUAUAUUCAAGUUAUAUGUCUUCGGAUCAGUCAGUUACGUUGUUCUGUUUGAUGCAUUAGUACAAGUUAGUAUUAGCAAGAACAUAUUGCUCUUGUUAAUUACUUUAUUAGAACUAUUGCAUCUUCGACAUAAGUGUGAAUAGUACUCAUAAUAGUGUGAGCAGUGUCAUAUUAACAAAAAAUGUCAGUUGUUUGUUGUCUUACACGUUACAAAACUAUUCACGGAUUAAGUAACCCGCUUGAUGUGUUUUAAUGAUAUGCCAAUAAGCAUUGGAUACUUAUCCCACAAAUAUAGACUGAACGCCGAAUGUAUACGACCUUUUAUGUCUAAAUUGGCUUGGUAUUAGUCGUUUAUAUUGAUACACGGUAAAGGGAGAAUCAAUGUAUAUGAAGAUGUGUAAGAUACUGUAUAAAUAGUGAUUAGGUAAUUGAGUAAAGUCGUGCGUAAUGAUAA